Metarhizium brunneum ARSEF 3297 is the source of this 1113-nucleotide messenger RNA. The record is from RefSeq and is a predicted model, not a curated record. NCBI's taxonomy places the organism in Eukaryota, Fungi, Ascomycota, Sordariomycetes, Hypocreales, Clavicipitaceae.
AUGGAAUCUCUACUUUCGUAUAGGAAUUCUGAAUGCGAGGCACUCAAGGAUCCCUCUUACCUCGAACUCGUAAUAUCUAUGUCGAAAGUUACUGACAUGCAGUCCUUCAAUAGCCUUAUUUUAGUUGGCCUCUUAAUAUCAUAUCUUCCACAGCAUUAUCGAAUCAUUUCCCGAGGAACGGCGGAAGGUAUCUCCCCCUACUUUGUUUUGCUCGGAACCACGUCCGCCACCUCAGGCUUUGCCAACAUCUUGACUGUUCCGCAGUCCAGGGCUGCCAUAGGAUGCUGCAAAGAAUUAGAAGCAUUUCAGUGCACUGCUGGAUUAUUGGGCGUUGCUCAGCUUGGUACGCAGUGGGUCUGUUUCACGCUCAUACUCGUUCUAUUUCUUAUAUUCUUUCGAUACCGAGAUGCGACUAUACCUUCUGAGGAGCUUGCAGGAGAAUCUCCAAAAUGGCAGACCGCGGUCGGUGUCGGCCUUGCCUGUGUCGUGCACGGCCUGCUGGUAGUCAUCAUCACUGGCAUCUUUACAAUUGCUUUGCCGAACCAUCUGACAGCUUGGGCAAACUUCUUGGGGGUUAUGGCUACAGUGUUGGCAGCAAUUCAAUACUUUCCGCAGAUUUGGACCACGUAUCACUUGAAACAUGUUGGGAGCUUGAGCAUUCCGAUGAUGUGCAUCCAGACUCCCGGAGGCCUCUUAUUUGCCGCAAGCCUCUAUGCCAGGCUUGGUCCAAAAGGGUGGAGUACAUGGGCGAUUUAUCUCCUGACAGCCAUCAUGCAAGGCUGCGUCUUAGUACUUGGUAUCUACUACGAGAUGGCGGCGCGACAUCAUGAACGCCAACAGUCGAAUCAAAAUGCCGACGGCACGUACUCCUCCCUGCAAAAUUCAGCGCCACCACGACCUUCACUGGCUAGCAGGACUUAUUCCGAGGGAUGGGAACGAGGCUUGCCGGGCCCUUUCACGGGACAUCCGGAGCGAUACGCUGAAACUGAAGAAGACUUGGACGACAUUCAGGAACGAGAGCAAAGGGCUAUUGAACGGGAGAACCAGCCUUUAUUACGCCCCGGCGGUAUUGGAAAUCCUCGAAAGAAUUAUCGAACUACCAAGAAACGCUAG